UGGAGUUAAAAUCUCGUGUGAAAUCGAAAAUGAUAGUAAAACACCAUCCUGGAGAAGAGCAGAUCGACAUUCAUUGCCCAGCAAUUCACGUUUAUCGGACAGUGAUUUGAUUAUUGAUCCGGUGCAGAGAGAUGCGGCAGGUAUUUAUGAAUGUGUUGUACACGAAAACAAUGGUGUCUAUCCAAUUGCAACCGCCGAAAUAAUUAUUGCUGAUCCGCCACAGAUUACUAUAAGUCCCAAAAUGCCGUUAAAAGUGGGAACUGGAGAAGAAGCUCGUGUUUAUUGCUAUACCAAAGGUGAUAAACCCAUAACCAUUGAAUGGCACUACGAAGGAAAUCGCCCUCUUCCAAACAAUGUGGAAGCCAUCGAUAACUAUCUACAAUUUGACAACAUUUCAAUGGGCAACGGUGGUCGUUAUCACUGCACAGUCACCAAUCGACAUGGACGCACUACAAAAGCUGCAGAAUUAAUUGUAACUUACAACGAGCCGAUCUGCAAUGAAAACGAGUUCCAGUGUAAUGAUGGAUCGUGUAUUUCAAGUCAUUAUAGGUGUGACAAAGCACAGGCUAGACAUUGUCCGGAUGGUGAAGAUGAAGUGGGCUGUCCACGGCGUGGAGGGUGUUCACCUGAAGAAUUUAGAUGCACUGAUGGCUCAUGUAUCGAUCGUACAAAACUUUGCAACGAUUUUGCAGAUUGCACAGGUGGCGAAGAUGAGGACAACCGAAAUUGUUUGCGGCAACCAAAUUAUAACAUCAGAAAUCAAUGGUAUCCUCGGCAGGGACAUUAGUGUGUUUGAUUAUUUUGAAAAGAUGGAUAAAAAGAUGGAUGAAUGAUGAAUAUAGGGACCGAUCGCACAGUAUCUAAUGAAAGUUUUUGACUAAAAAUAUGAUGAAACUUACAACAAUUUAUUCAAUCAAAGAUAAACAAUGCAAAA
This is a messenger RNA of Sitodiplosis mosellana (orange wheat blossom midge), 934 nucleotides long. RefSeq names its product low-density lipoprotein receptor-related protein 2-like. Bases 242 to 787 code for a protein of 181 amino acids. The transcript has 5 exons. NCBI's taxonomy places the organism in Eukaryota, Metazoa, Arthropoda, Insecta, Diptera, Cecidomyiidae. Gene Ontology annotation, molecular function: protein binding. The record is from RefSeq and is a predicted model, not a curated record. Gene Ontology annotation, cellular component: plasma membrane.